Botrytis sinoallii is the source of this 2968-nucleotide messenger RNA. RefSeq lists its product as uncharacterized. The transcript is spliced from 2 exons. Lineage: Eukaryota; Fungi; Ascomycota; Leotiomycetes; Helotiales; Sclerotiniaceae. Bases 674 to 2386 code for a protein of 570 amino acids. The record is from RefSeq and is a predicted model, not a curated record. Gene Ontology annotation, biological process: cellular response to glucose starvation; protein catabolic process in the vacuole.
ACUUAUACUACUCUUCCUAGUACAAGAAUAAACUUCCUCCAAAGAAAAAGGCUUUCCAACUAAAUUCUUCAGAAUCAAUCCUCACUUGAUUUAUAUUACUCACCUCGUUCGAUUUCUCAUUUCUCCAUUUUCCAUUUUACCUUUUACAUUUCACACUUUCCAUUCUCCAUCCUCCAUUCUCCAUCCUCCAUUCCUCCAUUCUCCACAUUCACUCGUUUCUCUUAUCACCUACAAACCUAAACACCAAAAUCAACCCUUUUUCUUUCCAAUCGAUAACCUGCUGCUGUAUCCUAUUGAUCACUUGGGAGUCGGAAAUCCUGAGAAACCCUACAAGAUCAAUUGCAGUUCACUUCAAUUCAUCAAUCGAAACGUCAAUUGUGGAGAAUCUCUACUACAACCCAAUCUUACCUACCACAAUAACUACCAACCUACCACCAACCACACUUUCGCAAACAACCUUUCAGUAUUCUGGACGUAUUCGAGUUUAUGAUUGAUAUCAUACUUAUUAUACAACUUUUGAGACAGCGGAAUAGGAAGUCGGCAAUAGUAGAAACGGUGAAAAAGUCAAACGAAGAGGAGGUUAUCUUUCUCAACCACAGGUCGUUCUGACCUUAAACCACAUACUCCGCCACCAAUCAACCCAACUCUUCCACCGGAAGGUAUUAUCGCAAAAAUGGCGAUAGUCCUCAAUUCGGAAGAAAACUCCUACUUUUCGUCAAGUCCGCUUCGUCGAUCACACUCACAGCCCAAAUUCGUCACACAACCGUCGUCAUAUUCACAAUCUCUAUCUCGAUCAAAUAGCGUAAAAUUCAACCCGAUAAUAUCCCCCAGUAAUUCCUCGGCGUCUUCGGCGCCAUCGUCUCCCCAAACCCUUCAUGCCGAUUCUGUCGCUCCCUCAUACUCGUCAACGCCAGCUAGCAGCUUGUCACUCGAUCAUAGCGACGAUGCAGACGAUGAAGAUCGAAUUUACUUUCCCACAUAUGACGACAUAGGAUAUUGCGAUCAAAUUGAAGAUUUAGAGCCACCAACCUGUCCACAUACCGGCGAUUCCUAUGCUGUCUCACCCAUCUCAAACGGUACCUCUAUAAUCUCUCGACCUGGAUCCCCAGAAGUACCACACGCACAUGCCGAGGAUGACACAGCACUACAGGCGAAACCUUCGCGGCACGUUGAUUAUUUAUCACACAAUUGGAAAGAAGAGGAUAUAUGGGCAUCAUGGAAACUCAUUGUAUCAAAGGGGGGCGAAUACUCUAAUCAUGAACGACUAGAAAAUGCUUCGUGGAGAACUUGGAUGAAGGCAAAAUAUAGACUCAAGACCGUUUCACCCGAAACACUUAAUUGGUUGAAGGAUUGUGAUGUGACCUGGCUAUAUGGUCCACUUCAAGCUGGACCAACCACAUUCAACGCCCCAGAUACUUCUCCUAUCAGCAGCAGCAGGCUAUCGAAAUCAAAUUCCUUUUUGCAAAAGAAGCCAAUUCUCAAGAAACGAAGCAUGUCUGAAAUAAUGCUUCAAAGGUCAUUGUCAUCAUCUUCAUUGCUCAAACAAGCUGCUGCUGCGGUCCAAGCACAGCAAUCUGGGGAUGGACGCCCUGGCAUAAUUAGGGCUGCAUCUGACUACGUUCCCUAUGAAUUUGCAAGUAGACAAUCUGAGCAAGCUGAUUUGAGUAUGCUUUCAUCGGUUACCUCGUCAGGACUAAUCACCCCCGGUACUGAAAAGAAACACAUUAGUUUCAAUGAACAAGUAUCGCAAUGUAUAGCUUUGGAAGUCAAGGGCGAUGAUGAUGACGAACUGGACUACAGUACUCAAGACUUUGACGAUAGUGACUCCGAUGAUGGAGCUAUCAUGAUGAAGAGAAGCACUUCUAAACGACAACUCCCACCAAUGAGAAAGAGGAUAAUUUCCAGAGUCAACUCUAUGACUGAUAGCAAAACCAUUGCAAUGUUACCAUCCACAACACUCAAGUACCGAGCAGAUACCCCCGAGCCACAGGAAACAGCCAUGAAGCACAGUGGGUCUUUUCACGGAGGAAAGUUGUCACCGUCACCCUCUCAAGACACAUUGAAGCCUUCAAAACCAUCAACAAGAAUGCUUCUAGGCGAUGAUGAAGACGAUGAUGAUAUCGAUUGGCAACCACCCAAUGCGUUUGCUCAUAGAAAAGAUAGCGUAUCCAUUGCGCAAGAUCGAUUCCACAGUCUCAGCACCUCGGACUCUGUUGGUAACGAGGAGCCAUCUGGUAUGAGGAGAACGCCAUCCGGCAUGUUUAUGCCCUAUGAAGAAGAUGAAGAUGAUGCUGUAUCUGAAGGACUUUUUGGAAAAGUUGUCGACACUGUAAAUACAGCAAAGGACAUCGCACAUGUCAUCUGGAAUGUCGGAUGGAGGCGCUAAUUUUCAGGUUUGGACAACGGCUCUCGAAAGCCUCACUGGCAUUCCAAGGGUCAACUCAUGCACACGAUACAAUUAUUGAUCGAAAUAUAAUGUCGACGUAUAUACGGCGACUUUUGUACAUAAUACUAAAGCACAUAUUAGAUGCUGCAUUUACACACCGGGUUCAGGAACCACAAUUGGGAUUGGUCGGCGUUUUGGCUUGGGAACGGGGUUUUCUCUUAAUGGGUUCAGGGCUUGAGGAUGAUAGCCAAAAUUGUACUCUGGCAAUGGGUUACAUAUAAAGGGUUCGGGCAAAUUCGUUACGAUUGGGGGUUGGGCUUUCACUGGGUAUAGGAGAGACUGGUUUAUCUUUUGGUUGAGGAGGAAAAAAUUGGGUUUACACUGUACGAUGGGGACCAUGGGUGGUGCACAAGCACACUAUACAAAUGCACACCUCACUGCAUUUUCGCAAUCAUGCGAAUUGGCGCACGCCAUACCUAGGGAAGAAAGGGAGAGGAGAAAUAAAUUGGCGACCUAUUGAGCAUAUACACCAAUACAGUAGUCAACAAAAAUGAACAAUAUACAAAGCAAAUAAUCUCUAGA